GAUAUCUUUGACUACCUUCGCAACCUAGAAGUUUAAGGAAAUGCUGUCACGUCUACAACAAGAUGUGGGCCGAGAUUGAUAUUUUCCAAGAUGAGUGCAAUGCAGUCCACACCCAGCGCGGCGAGCCAGUACCACACUGGAGCCUCACCAUGCUGUGUGAGGAAUAGGACAAACUGCAGUUCAAGUUCAAGUCAAAGCCAAGCAAGCCCCCGGCGGAACCUCCAACAUUUCAAAACCCUCUACACCGUCUGGAAAUCCCGCUUCGUGGCAACCUUCCAAUCAGAUCGACAAAUCAACGUCAUGCAGGCAGCAAUUCGAAUAGAUUAUUAUGCGUUUCUGCGCUGCAAAAAGUCGUUAAUGAUAGAGUCACGGAAAGGCCUAGAGUUGCACCAGGUCCGGAUUUCAUGGAGACGCCGAGUUAGCUGGUUAAUAGGUAGUCGAGGCAUCGCAUGCUGCAGCCGGAGAUUGAUAAUUCACGUGAGAGGGGAAUGGAGCCCAGGGAAAGAGAUCAGAUGGAUGAGAAGGCUGAGGUUUGGGUUUGUGGUUUAUGGGUUUUCGUAUGAGGAGAGUGAUACAGAGUGGAAAACCUCACCGGAGAAGUUGAACGAGGGGCUGGGGAGUGGAUGGGAGGAUGUGGUUGGUUCUGAAAAGGUUCGAGGGAAAGCGACGCUGCACUGGAUCGAUGGAAGGGAGAAGGAUAUUGCCGAAGAAGAUCCUGCUAUUGCUAGCACCCAGAUCGAUGCUUUUAAAAAUACACCAGCGCUCCUCACCGGCCUCAGCAAAACACUCUCUCUAGCUAUCGCGCCUCAAUGCGUAAAAUCCUUUCUUUCCAUGCCUUCCACGCCUACAGUUAAAACAGGCGACUAUCACCUUUUCCUCCAAGCCAUCUCAGUAGAUUCCUCUUCGCCUUCUCCCCCUGAACCCUAGUCUUCAACCGCGCCAACCCGUCGGCAACGAAAGAGUCACUGCCCCAAAGGUUAGGACGGAAUAUUUAAGAUCAUUAACAUGUUGAUCUGGACUGAGCGCAAUGAGUUCAGAGGCGGCGCAGGAUACGGAGACGUAUUGGGCGCCUGCGGGGCCGCAUUCGUGAGAGGUGCAUAUUGGUCCCAUAACGGGAGUGGGAAGGAGGAUGUGAA
Hyaloscypha bicolor E is the source of this 1136-nucleotide messenger RNA. RefSeq lists its product as uncharacterized. The coding region runs from base 91 to 927 and encodes 278 amino acids. The record is from RefSeq and is a predicted model, not a curated record. NCBI's taxonomy places the organism in Eukaryota, Fungi, Ascomycota, Leotiomycetes, Helotiales, Hyaloscyphaceae. The transcript is spliced from 3 exons.